This is a messenger RNA of Elaeis guineensis (African oil palm), 381 nucleotides long. The record is from RefSeq and is a predicted model, not a curated record. NCBI's taxonomy places the organism in Eukaryota, Viridiplantae, Streptophyta, Magnoliopsida, Arecales, Arecaceae.
AUGAUAUUGCUGGCUUCGGAUUCGGAUCCUCUUAAGCUCCACGGUGCAAAGGUGAGACUAGAAUGCCGAUCGAGGACCACCGGCGCAAAGACGUGCAGCUUCGACGGCGUGACCGACCGCAGUGGCACCUACAACAUUCUUGUCGCCGAUGAGCACGAGCACGAGACCUGCGAGGCGGUGCUCGUGAGUAGCCCGGUGAAGGGUUGUGCCGAGACGCUGGAGGGCCGGGAGAGGGCUCGUGUGUUCCUCACCAACAACAACGGCAUUGCAUCAACCAAGAGGUUUGCCAACUCACUGGGCUUCCAAAGGGAUAUCGCCUUGGCAGGCUGCGCUCAGCUGCUCAAGAUGUAUCCGCAAUAUGAGAAUGAAGUCCAAGUUUGA